AUUUUUUGUCACCAAACAGGCCCCCUGCCACUCCAAAAGCUGCAAAAUAACCCUCUGUAUCUCACUCUCUGUGUGUGUGUGUGUGUAUAGAUACAUAUACAUGAAUAUAAUAUAAGAGAGAGAGGGUAUAUGAUAGAGUGGCAAGUGGGUUUUUGUUGUUUUCUUGGACUACCCAUUAUGUCUUCUUCUUCUUCUUCUUCUUCUUCUUCUUCUUCCUCCAUUUUCAGUCUCAGUAAGUUGCAGUUGCAGGUUUUGGUGUUGGCUGUCUGGGUGGUGAGUGGUGCUGUGCGCAUAGCAAAUGGAGGGAGUGCUGUGAAGGUGGGAAAUAUUUCAAAGGUGGAAGAUGCAGAGAAUUUCCAUAUUUACUAUGGCCAGACCUUCAAGGUCAUCAAGAACGCCAUUGAUGGCAAAAGUUACCUUCUUAUCCAGGAUAAUUCAAGGAUGGCAGCAAGAACAAAAUAUUGCACUGCAAGGAUUAAAUCAUUUGUCAUCCCUUUGUCCAACUAUUCUGUUGAUACUGAUUUAUUUCCAGGUAAUGUAUGAAACAAAUUUGUUCAGCUGCUAGGAUUAUUAGGAAGCAUGAAGGGGAUGACAUCAAGUUCAGUGGCAUCAGAAUGUGUAUUGAAACUAUACGAAGAAGGAGAAAUAUCCAUCAUCAACAAGACUCAACCACAGCAAUUCUCCCAAUUUGCAGCUCAUUUCGUCACCGACACCGAUCAGAUGCAAGCUUGUAACUUUGCUAAUUUCGUUCCUUUCGGAGAAUCCACGCCUCUUCAGCAAGCAGAGUGGAUAAAAUUCUUGGGAGCUUUCACAAAUCUUGAAGCCAGAGCCAAUCAAGUUUAUGAUGCAGUUAAACAGAAUUACUUGUGUUUGGCACAAGUAGCUGCUAAGAAGACAAAAUCCUUUAAACCCAUUGUAGCAUGGAUGGAGUUUUAUGAUGGUAUGUGGUCUUUUACCAAAGAAACUUACAAGUUGAAGUAUGUGGAAGAUGCUGGUGGAGAAAACAUCGAUGCAUCCAUCAACAAAAUCACUUACAAUGUCUCUAAUCCAGACGAUUUGGAUUCAUUACAUGCCAUUCUCUGUGUAAGUCCUUACAUAUAUAUAUAUAUAUAUAUAUAUAUACAUACUACAAUUAUAUACGUACCAAAUUAUAUAAAUCAUACCAAAUUAUAA
Carica papaya (papaya) is the source of this 1173-nucleotide messenger RNA. Lineage: Eukaryota; Viridiplantae; Streptophyta; Magnoliopsida; Brassicales; Caricaceae. The record is from RefSeq and is a predicted model, not a curated record.